Triticum dicoccoides is the source of this 1287-nucleotide messenger RNA. RefSeq names its product probable flavin-containing monooxygenase 1. Gene Ontology annotation, molecular function: N,N-dimethylaniline monooxygenase activity; flavin adenine dinucleotide binding; NADP binding. The record is from RefSeq and is a predicted model, not a curated record. Lineage: Eukaryota; Viridiplantae; Streptophyta; Magnoliopsida; Poales; Poaceae. The annotation marks the transcript as partial. The transcript has 5 exons.
GUAGCCGGGAUGGAGAAGAAGAGGGUGGCCAUCGUCGGAGCCGGCGUGAGCGGGCUGACGGCGUGCAAGCACCUGCUGGAGCGCGGCUGCCGUCCGGCCGUCUUCGAGGCGGACAAGCUCCUGGGCGGCGUGUGGGCGCGCGCCCCGGACUGCACGUCGCUGCAGUCAGAGCGGCCCAUGUACCAGUUCUCCGACUUCCCGUGGCCGGAGUCCGUGAGAGAGGUCUUCCCGGACUGUGGACAGGUCGCCGACUACCUCGACGCCUACACCCGCCACUUCGGCGUGCUCGACUGCGUCAGGUUCGGGCACCGGGUGGUCGGGAUGGAGUAUGUCGGCGUCGGCGAGGAGAAAGUGGUGGAGUGGGAGGAGUGGGCCGGGUGCGGCGAGGCGUUUGGUUCUGGCGAGGGUGAGUGGCGUCUCACUGUGGCCGACGCCGAGGGCAACAUCGAGACACACGUGGCAGACUUUGUGGUUCUUUGCAUUGGGCGGUUUAGUGGUGUGCCCAACAUACCCACUUUCCCUCCAGGCAAAGGUCCAGAAGCAUUUGAUGGGCAGGUGAUUCACACCAUGGAUUACGCCAAAAUGGGCACCAAGAAAGCUACCGAAAUGUUAAAGGGCAAGCGUGUGACUGUCAUUGGCUACUUGAAAUCAGCUCUCGACGUAGCUGCCGAAUGUGCAGACGUAAAUGGUACUGAACAUCCAUGUACAAUGGUUGUCCGAACAAAGCAUUGGAUCAUACCAAGCUACUAUGCGUGGGGUUUCCCUAUAGCAAACUUAUAUCUAAAUCGCUUCUCUGAAUUACUUAUCCACAAGCCUGGUGAGGGCUUCCUACUAUGCCUCUUAGCCAUCAUCUUGACUCCCCUGAGGUGGUUGUUCUCAAAGUUUGCUGAGAGCUACUACUCCAUCCCCAUGAAGAAGCAUGGCAUGGUACCUGAGCAUAGCUUCUUUGAGGCACUAGUGACAUGCUUGAUUGCCAUUACACCAAAGGACCACUACAAGAGACUAGACGAAGGCAGCAUUAUUCUGAAAAAGUCCAAGACCUUUAGCUUCUGCAAGGAAGGUGUAGUUGUUGAAGGUGAAUCUUCGCCGAUAAAGAGCGAUAUAGUGAUCUUCGGAACGGGAUUCAAGGGAGACCAAAAGAUCACGAACAUGUUUACUUCAGAAUACUUUCAGAGUAUUGCAGUUGGGCCAAUAUCCUCAACUGUACCUCUCUACAGGGAGUGCAUACAUCCUAAGAUUCCACAACUCGCGGUCCUCGGUUAUUCAGAGAGUCUAGCGAAUCUGUAC